This is a messenger RNA of Erinaceus europaeus (western European hedgehog), 1003 nucleotides long. RefSeq names its product small integral membrane protein 13 (gene SMIM13). The transcript is spliced from 2 exons. NCBI's taxonomy places the organism in Eukaryota, Metazoa, Chordata, Mammalia, Eulipotyphla, Erinaceidae. The record is from RefSeq and is a predicted model, not a curated record. Bases 516 to 779 code for a protein of 87 amino acids.
CGGUGGGCGUGCUAGUGCUGCGUUGCCGCAGGGGGAGGGGGGCCUGGGGAGAAGCAGCGGCGCCGGCCGCCGGGAGACGUUAGCGUCUGUCGUCCGCCGGAGGUUCUCGCGCCGGUGGCGAUCGGGGCCGUGCGGCUACCGCGCGUCCCUCUGCUCAUCUUUUCUCCUUUCCCCGGCGUGCGGCAUCCGCCAUGGUGGCGUCCCCGGCCGCUUCCCGGGCCUCGGGGCGCCGCGUCACCGGCUCCCCCGAGCGAUGAGAGGGUAGCGACGCGCCGCCGCCCGCCCUCUGCGCCGCGCGAGAAGGAGGGUCGGGCUGGGCGGGCCGCCGCGCCGGCCGGCUGCUCAUCUGCGCCCCGCCCCCUGGGGGCGCUGCCGAGGGGGCGCCCGUCGCCCAUGCUGCCGGGGAGCUUGGCCGCGCCCGGCGCCCGUCGCGCGUCGCCGGAGCCCCGGACGCGCCGCCCGCCGGCCCGCGCCCACUGACGCGCCGCCCUGAGCCCACCGGCCCGAGCCCCGCCAUGUGGCACAACGUCGGGCUGACCCUGCUGGUGUUUGUGGCCACGCUGCUGAUCGUCUUGCUGCUGAUGGUGUGCGGUUGGUAUUUUGUAUGGCAUCUUUUUUUAUCAAAAUUCAAGUUUCUGAGGGAACUGGUAGGAGACACAGGAUCCCAGGAAGGAGAUCAUGAGCCUUUGGGGUCUGACACAGAAGAAGAUGCUUCAUCGUCUCCACACAGGAUCAGAUCUGCUCGCCAAAGAAGGGCACCUGCUGAUGAAGGCCGCUGACCCCAGCCAUAGUCCUGUACGAGUGAGUGAUGAAAGACAGUUGUGAGCCUCUCUCUUUAAUGACUUGGCUUUGAAUUUGCUACAUGAUUGAAGAGCAUUUGUACUUGAAUUUUUAGUUCCAUUCAAAACACAGAUUUACAUGUAAGCCAUAUGAAAAUAAAGGGAAUUAAAACCAAACUGUACCACUGCAAACUUCAUCUUAAAGAUAAUUCUUUGCUUCACUA